This is a messenger RNA of Elaeis guineensis (African oil palm), 804 nucleotides long. The record is from RefSeq and is a predicted model, not a curated record. Lineage: Eukaryota; Viridiplantae; Streptophyta; Magnoliopsida; Arecales; Arecaceae.
UCCUUCUUUCAUUUGGUGGCAGAGUGGUGAUCCGAUGAUUCGAGAAGGGAAACGGUCGAUCAGCCGAGAGUUGGUCAGAAUUUGGAGUUUGUGGACAAGGUGUUGGUGAAAGAGCACGAGUUGUCUCUCAGAGCAAUGGAGAUCGUGGACAUUGGCACUAACGGAACCGAAGGAUUUGAAGGAGUCGCUAGGGCUCCUGCGGAUGAUGAGGUGCUUCUACAAUCUACCAAGCCGGCGAAAAAAGUGAGCUUUUUUGAGAAUGGGAGGGGAUCUAGGGCUUCUGCUGGCGCUCCUGAACCAUUUUCAGAGGAUUAUGAAGAAUGCAGUGAUCGUGGUCUUCAGAGAGAUCACGCAGAGAGAUUUGGAAGGGCAGUCGCGGGAAUCAGGAUAGUGGAGCAUUCGGAACCAGAAGAAAGGAUUCACCAGCCAAAUGAUGAUGAGAGGAGCUCCGAAAGUGGCUCUGAGAAUGGAGAUAGAUAUAGAAAUGGUGGCAAGUUCCGCGGUCAGAAUGGCGGUUUGGGUGGUCUCUCUGCUCCCUUGCCUGUCCAAAUGGAGCAGAGGACAAGAGUACAGUGAUUGCACUACAUCUCCUUAGGUUAUUCAUUCGCAUCUAUGAUUUCACCACGGCUGGUUGCCUUUGCCCGUCCUUCGCCUCUUGGGAAGGUAAGAGAAGAGCUGUUGUUUCGUUGUUGUGUCAUUAUUGAUUUUGUUCUGUAGGCUUGGCUAAGCGACUGUUGUACUUCUGAACUGCCCUUUGGGCUAAUCGUUUCAGGCAUGAAUGUUGUCCCACUUCUGAUAAUCUAA